Molecule: messenger RNA, 1005 nt
Organism: Paraphaeosphaeria sporulosa
Lineage: Eukaryota; Fungi; Ascomycota; Dothideomycetes; Pleosporales; Didymosphaeriaceae
Exons: 1
Coding region: 1-1005 (334 amino acids)
Source: RefSeq, a predicted model, not a curated record
AUGACCUCGUCCUCCAGCGAAGAAGUCGUCACCCUCCCGGCGCCAUCGCGAAAUCAAGUCUACGUUACCAUAUCCGCCCUCGAAGGCGGCCAUCUGACGCUGCCUGAAAGCCUCUUCGUCACACCAGCCGACCCCGAAAAGCGUAGCACUGUUCCCUCUCUGUGUUUUCUCAUUCAACAUCCGCCUUCAAUACAAACCCUCAAUCAAAAAUCCAAAACCACCAAGCUCAUCUUCGACCUCGGCCUCAAGCGUGACUUUUCCGGCUACCGCGAAGCCCAACAACACCACAUCGCCCAGCGCCAACCUACAACCGUCUCCCCGGACGUGGUAGAGAGUUUGCGAAAUGGCGGCCUCUCACCCUCAGACAUCGACGUCGUCGUCCUCAGCCACGUCCACUGGGACCACGUCGGCACACCCUCAGAUUUCUCCAACGCAGAAUUUGUCGUCGGCAACGGCACUCUACACCUCCUCGCCCACGGCGGCGGCCCCUUGUAUCCCGCUGCCCUCUUCAACGCCGAUGAGCUCCCGCACGACAGGUCAAAAGAACUCCCACCCGUAACCGAAAGCAAGGAGUUCGCCUCCCACACCCACGUCACAGACCACACAUGGCGUCCCCUCGCCGGCUUCCCUGCUGCAAUCGACUUCUUCGGCGACGGCUCGCUGUACAUCGUCGAUGCGCCGGGGCACUUGCACGGCCACGUCAACGUGCUUGCGCGCACAGCGCCGGGGAAGUGGGUGUACCUUGGCGGUGAUUGUUGUCAUGAUAAGAGGAUACUGAGUGGGGAGCGGGAGAUUGCGUUGUAUGAUGAUGGGAGGGGUGGGCUGAGGAGCGUGCAUAUGGAUACGGAUGGGGCGACGAGGACGGUGGAGAGAGUGAGGAGGUUACUUGGGGAGAGGAAGGUGACCGAGGAAGGGGGUGGGAGGGUCGAUGUGGAAGUUGUGGUAGCGCAUGAUGGGGGGUGGAGAGAGAGAAAUGGGGGCAGGUUCUGGCCGGGGACACUGUAG